Molecule: messenger RNA, 1091 nt
Organism: Procambarus clarkii (red swamp crayfish)
Lineage: Eukaryota; Metazoa; Arthropoda; Malacostraca; Decapoda; Cambaridae
Source: RefSeq, a predicted model, not a curated record
ACCAUCCAGAUCGCAUCUCGUUCACCCUCCGUGGGCUAGACUGGACAGUGGGCGCCGUAACAACCUAUCCACCCCCUGCCGGGUGGGACAAUCCGCAGGCCGCGGUAAAUCUAUCCAAUUAGAGCAGCUUACGUUCUUUCAACUUUCCUUCUGUGGCUUAAGGACUCCCAAGACACGGAAAUGUUUCACCAAACACUCAAAAGACAAAUUUUCUGGCAAUCUUAAGAAAGGAAUUAAGGAUACAUAAUUUGUUUUUGAUUUAAAGAGAGGAACAAACGGUGUGUUACAGGAAACUCAUUUUUUUUUAGGGGAAUAGGCUUUUUUGGUCAAAUUUGGUCCCACGACGCGUCUCAAAGGUGAUAUUUUAAGAGUUCGCGGGACAGAAGACUUUCUGGCGUCCAAAGCCACUCUGGUCAGCUAGUCUGCGUCAGCAGAGAGAAGCGGUAGCAGACAAGAGACGCAGAGAUAUUAUAUAAACAAAAGGGGUGAAGCAUCCGUUAUUGAAUACCAUGAUCUGGAUGAAUCAUGCCCCAACCACCUCAGUAGUGGUGUGAGUCUGUGCUAAUUCCUCCCUUCUCCUCCUCUUUCAUCUCCUCUCCCUUCCUCGCCCAGACGUCACCAACCACCUGCAAACAUGGGAAAGAAGAACUCCAAACUCAAACAGGAAACUAUCCAGAAACUGUGUGAAGAAACUUAUUUUUCUGACAAAGAAAUCAAGCAAUGGCACAAGGGGUUCCUCAAAGAUUGUCCAAAUGGCCUUUUGACGGAGACGGGGUUCAUCAAGAUAUACAAGCAGUUCUUCCCCCAGGGAGACCCCACCAAGUUUGCCUCUCUGGUGUUCAGAGUCUUUGAUGAGAACAAUGAUGGUGCGAUCGAGUUUGAGGAGUUCAUCAGGGCGCUCUCUAUCACAUCCAGAGGAAAUGUCGACGAGAAACUCCUGUGGGCGUUCCGGCUAUACGACGUCGAUAACGAUGGCUUUAUCACCAGAGAGGAAAUGUACAGCAUAGUUGACGCUAUAUACCAGAUGGUGGUGAGUAUAUCUAUGCCCCGCGAGGUAUGCUGUGAGUAUGCUUCUUCCUGCUGACGCUGCC